Molecule: messenger RNA, 2225 nt
Organism: Falco peregrinus (peregrine falcon)
Lineage: Eukaryota; Metazoa; Chordata; Aves; Falconiformes; Falconidae
Product: heat shock factor protein 5-like
Exons: 5
Coding region: 291-812 (173 amino acids)
Source: RefSeq, a predicted model, not a curated record
ACGCGUGCUCCCCGCUCUGCCCCGCCUGCAGCCGCUUUCCACGGCCCGGCGCCCGCCCGCGCCGUGGUUCGAGGACCUCCAGGCUGCCGCCGGGACGGCUCCGGGCUGGCGGCGGGGCCGCCCCGAGCGGCAACUUUCGGCCCCGGGCCUCAGCCGCCCGGUCGCUCACGGAAGCUAGGGGAGAUGCUGGUGGCAGCGGAGCUGAGGGGCCGGCGGGCCCCCACUUUUGCCGCGACCGCCACGACCUCCUCGUCCACCUGAAGCGCCUGACGAAGGGCAACAAGGCGAAGAUGGCAGCGGGCCUGGAUGUGACCAGCCGCCCACCCAACCGCUUCCAGCGCUUGCUUGGCACGCCACUGAACGGGCAGCCGCUGCCUCCGCCCUCGACGCUCAGCAAUGCCAACAGGCCUGGACUGCUGACUGUAGGACAGUUUCAUCAACUUUACGGUCAAGGUGUUUUCCCUCCUUACUCCUACACGGCAACCUCGUGCCGAGCCCCCAGCACUUCACCGGCACAAAGAUUAGGUCCGACUCCAGUCCCUUCCACUUGGAUCCAGCAGGGACCACUUGGGUUGCUGCCAGGGCAAGGGGCUUCCCCAGCUUUUCCAGAUAAAGGGGCUGCCUUUCCGGUACUCCAGACGCUUCCAACGGGAGCCACGUACACACUCCAGCCUGUGGCUUCUCUUCUGCCACUUCAGCAAGGGACUCAAAGCGUUGCCGCAUCCAUUGCAAAUUGUAGCAGCUCUGCAUCUUCAGUGCCGUACUCACAAACCUGCUAUCCAACAGAAUCCUCCAAUGCAGUCAUCUUAUGAAGCUGAACUGAUGCCAUCUGACUGGCUAUGUAAUAUAUCUGAAGAAAACAAGAAGGCAGAAGUCGGUCUUGAAGCCAUGUUUCAGGUUGCCGAUGAGGUGCAUUCAUCAUGCAAAGCUGAAAAGUGGAAGUGGCACCUGUAGAGAGCCAGAGUUCAAUCCUGGAGCUUAAUGGAAAUCAGGCACUGCCUGUUAAUAGUUACACACCUUCUUCAACUGAGGAAAGCCAGCUGGAACGUCUCACUCCUGUAACUUCAGACACGUCAUUUCUGGUGGCAGCAGAUCGAACACUGGAUUUGUCUCCAUUACAGCCUUCUGACAUUCUUUGUGCUGCCGAUCCCACUCUGUCUAUAGAAACUGCUGCUGCUGCUAAAAUACUACAAGAACUUCUGACCACACAGGAAGCAGAUGAAGAACGGAGCAAAGAACCACAUCACCACGCAGCUGAGUUCUCCCUCAUGAUUUUUCAGGAAGAAUUGUUCAGUCCAGAGCAGGAGAAUACUAGUGUUAAAAGUGAAUCCAGGACAGCGGAGACAGAAGAGAGACAAUUCACUUCAGGAGCUGAGCCUGUGAAUGAAUCUGUAGGACAGACAGAUUCAUCUGUAAAAUCUUUCUCCAGGAAAAGACGCGGUUCAGACACAGGCAACUCUCUCGGUAAGAAAGAUUCUAUAUUUUCUCAGAGAUUACGGCGACAGCUACUCUGAAACUAACUAUUACAGAAAGGGGAGAGUAGAAGAAUUUAGUUGUUGUCUGCCGUGUAAGUACCUCAUUGUUCCUUCAGUUAAAAUAUUAAACUUGUACAACCUCUAGCGAGAACGGCUCCCACCAGGGCAGCGUGCCCCCUGGGCUUUGCCGGGGAUGUGCAAGAAGAGUUCAUUGCAUGUGACAAACUGACAGGGGGCAGGAGGCGAUGAAGAGGUCCACCAGGCAGCUCGCUUUCCAAAUGCAGACGUUCAUCUCCCCGCCGAGCUCUGCCCAUGGCCAACCCCACGGAUCCCACACAAUUCAGCCACCCGCCCCAUCUCCCUGAGGGGAGCAGGUUUGCAGGUGCUUGCCUGACCUGCAGCUGCUCCAUCUGCCUCUCCAAGGCCGCCACUUUCAUCUUCCAGCUCUUCCUCAGCUGCUCCUCUUGCCGCAGCACCUCUGACUUCUCAGACAGCUCGUUCAUCAGCUUGCCGCACCACUCCUGUAACCUGGCCACCUCAGCGUUUUGCCUGCACCAACAGAAGCAGCGUUAUUCCAGCCCGCAGGCCAGUCAAGCAUCCCUGGCGUUACCCGGGGGGAACACAUCCUCCUGGUGGGCCUGGUAACAGGGCUUGAAACAUCUCAACGGUUGUGUUGGCCUGUUUCUCGGACACGCCUGGUCCUUCAGGGAUGGGGUGGAAGGAGCCGAUACAUCAAUUUCAAAAGCUCCG